Molecule: messenger RNA, 4492 nt
Organism: Nylanderia fulva
Lineage: Eukaryota; Metazoa; Arthropoda; Insecta; Hymenoptera; Formicidae
Product: dipeptidase 1
Biological process (GO): proteolysis
Molecular function (GO): metallodipeptidase activity
Source: RefSeq, a predicted model, not a curated record
GAUAUGAAAUUUCAUCUUCCAGUUAAAGAGCACAUAUCUACACAUGAGCGUGUACAAACAUAUGCUCUAUCGCAGCAGUUGAAAAGGCGCGGUCGUCAGCGCUAAUUAAUCAUCGGUAUGCAGAUAAAUGCUGUGUAUCAUGGCGAUAACCGGGCGUGAGAGCGGGCGGCCGCGUCUGCCGAUAAUUAUGAACAAGCUAACUCAUUAGUCGCAGUCGACGUUAACGGCCUCGUUGUUGCACGCCAUCGCUCGCCACGGGUUUGUCCGAUCUUCUAUAAGCUGUCGAAUUACUAACCGCGCUCGCGUUAAGAAGAUUACGCGUCCGACGUGACGGGCACAAUGAGAUUAUGUGUCAGAAAGAGAGCGUGCAUAGAGAGGAUAAUUAUGGGGAAUUAUCUCUGUGAUGUUCAGCGUUUAUGAUAACUCGAAAUAUUGCAAUAUAACGCCCGGGAACAACAGUGAUGAACGGAUUAUAGUCAUCAAUUAUACCUGACAUCAUGCACCGAUUCGAUCGCCUCUUUCCAUAAUCCGGUGCGACGCUAAUCAAAUCUGAUCUUCAUUAUGUUGACAUCUCAUGAUAAGAGUCAGCGGAAGUUAGAAAAUAUCAGAGUCAACCGCAGCACGGCGAUCCAUUAUCAAGUGACGUCGAAGCGUCGGCCGCGAGAUCCAUCUCGCCGCUUUUCGAAUGCGUAUACAAUUAAACGCGGAACUUAAUUGAGUGCGUCGAAUUUAUCGCGACGGAUUUACGAGCCGCGUUUUGUGACAGUGCCGCGUGACAUUCGCGGACGCGAUUAUGAAACGCCGUCGCCGAUGCGAGUGAUUUAGUAAUAGUAAUAGAGAGAGAGAGAGAGACAGAAAAGGGAGCCACACCCUCAAAGCUACACCCCGAGAGAGAAAGAGAGAGAGCCGUGCGUCGCGCACGAAAGAUACCGGAAGAUGGAUCGCGUAUCAAAAAACAUCCGGGAACACUGAUCACCGACCGCAGGAAUAAAGAGAGAAACUAGGCAAGAUAUUUUCGCGCGCGUUCAGGUAGGACGCCUUCGUCUCUCGCCGGUCUAAUUAAUCUUCGGGACGUAACGAGCGGGACUGCCUGUGGGAUUCCCGUAGCACGACAUCCCCUUCUCGAAGGUACCUCUUGUGAAACUCUCAGCUGCAAGUGGCACGAGCUACGUAAGUAGCCCGAGAUCCGGUCUAUCAGACUGCGAGUGAAAGAUUUGAUAUUUUUUAAAUGUCAUCUUAAUUAAUAUGCACCUUUUUAUGGGAAGUUCAAUUUCCUUGAAAUAUACCCAAAUGGCGCACGAUCAAAGCGCGUCAGAACACAAACUCAAGGUCGACGCCGACGUAAAUUAAAGACCAUCGACAUCGAUAACCUUGCUAAGUGGUUUCAACCAGCAGCACUUUACAUUGGCGAGAAUCGUGAAAGGCGACGUGUCUUCGAUUACCGAGUGACUUUAGAUCUCACGAGCGCCGGCGAAGAAAUCGAUAAGGGUCGUAUUCGGAAGAAAGGACCUUCAAUCCUUAAAGGCUAGUAGAAAGACGACACAGAAAGCUCUGAAAACCUGUCCCUGAGCAAACUAUCGAAGCAAAUCCCCGAGGGGACUCGAUGCAUCGACAGUCAUAUUCGCCCUCGAAGAAGAUGCAGCGGAUGGGAUGAAAGUGAGAAAAGCACAAAAAAUACAUUUUGCAAAUGAUUAAGUAUAGUUUGAUCGAGGAAGUGCUCAUCGGGCAAUUGACUUCUCCAUCGAUCAGAAUGAAUGCCGGCAAAGAAUCAAACCGCAAACGUUCGAGCGAGGAGCAACAGUGAUAAGCGGCGUAUUCGGAAGAUUAAUUCCGAAAGUGGCCGAAAGAAUUUUGAAUUACGAUAGCAGAUUGAAUCGAUCGAAAUGCGCCGCAAUUUCAAAGAUCGACGGUUGCAUUAAGAGGGACGUUAAUUUUGCUGCGCGAAGAUAUUAAGUGGCGGAACGAGCGCAAAGAGGGGUUAUCCCGAGCGAAGAGACAAGAAAUUGGAAGAGACGCAACCAGACGGAAUAAGAAGCGCGGAGACAGCAGCUGCAUCGGACAGAGUCUAUGGCAAUGAGGGCGAAAGGUUAAUCUGGAAGGUGGGGUAGAACAAAGGGGACAGGAGGGUUUGAAGUAGCUAUCGCGGCGAUAAAAAAAAGUAGAUCUGUGGACCGGCUGAAUGUGAGAAAUUGGGGUGGGCCCGAGGAUGUGCGAAGACGAAUGCGCUAAAGAUAAGAGCCGGUUCUGAAGAGGUAGGCAAGCACUGAUCCUUGAACUCUGUUAUCCCAGCGAGGGAAAAGAGAAAUCGGCCUCCACGUGCGCGGUGAUAAAAUCGAGUGCGUAUUCGAGAAAUCUUAUCAGUGACAAACAUAGCCGGUACGAUCCCCUAAAAUUAGGAUCUUGAAGAAUCGAGUUUUCGAGAAAAUUUUCGGGAAAAUAAAAAUUGCAAUAAAUCGUCACCGCGAAAAAUUCAUCGUAAGACUAGCUGAAGAAUGAUCGCGUUAAGUAAUCUAUUCGAAAAAAUUAACUAGACACGCGAUCGGGACGAAGGAUCCUGUUAAGUUCCUGCAACCCGGUUGAAGGAAGUGCUGCGGGUGAGUCGGUGGGUUAACGGUGAUGGCAUGAGGACAUUAGUAAGGACGUGCUGCGGGUCCAGCGAGGAGGAGGAUGAGGAUGGUGGUGGGCGUGAUGGUCCUUGGUCAGCUACUGACGAGGAUCCUGCUCGCGGCCCACGCAGGAGAUCGCCUCGCAGCAGCUCGCAGAAUUCUCAGGGACGUGCCACUGAUAGAUGGGCACAACGACCUACCCUGGAACAUACGGAAGUUUCUGAAGAACCAGCUAAGGGAGUUCAGGUUUGAUGACCUGAGGGACACUCAUCCUUGGUCACGAAGCGCCUGGAGCCACACAGAUCUCAAGAGAUUAAAGGAAGGCAUGGUUGCAGCGCAGUUCUGGUCGGCGUAUGUACCCUGUUCAUCGCAGCAUCUUGACUCGGUGCAGUUGGCCCUGGAGCAAAUAGACCUUAUUCGCCGAUUGGUUAACAAACAUCAGGAAAAUAUGGUCCUAGUUACCACAGCGGAAGGUAUCGAGAAGGCGCACAAAGAGGGUAGAUUAGCGAGUCUGAUAGGGGUCGAAGGGGGCCACGCCGUCGGAGCGAGUCUGGCGGUCCUGAGGAUGCUGUACGAGUUGGGCGCCAGGUAUCUCACCCUCACGCACACGUGUAACACGCCUUGGGCAGACUGCAGCACGGCGGAUGAACCCGGUCAAGUGCCUCAAAUCGGUGGUCUCUCGAAUUUCGGCAAGAGUGUCGUGUUGGAGAUGAAUCGACUUGGGAUGAUGGUGGACCUCUCCCACGUCUCGGUGCCCACGAUGCUGGCCGCCAUGGCAACAUCGAGAGCACCGGUGAUUUUCAGUCACAGCAGCGCUCACGCCCUUUGCAAUUCCUCGCGAAAUGUGCCUGACCACGCGCUGCAACUUUUGGCGCAGACCGGUGGUAUAGUUAUGGUAUCCUUCUAUCCCCAUUUUAUCAGCUGUGGCGAAAAAUCAACGCUCGAGGAUGUAGCAGCACACAUCAAUCAUGUGCGAAAGAUCGCCGGGGUGGAUCACGUCGGAAUCGGAGCCGGAUACGACGGGAUCAAUUUGACGCCAACGGGUCUGGAGGAUGUCAGCAAGUAUCCGGAGCUCUUUGCGGAAUUGCUAGCGCGUGGCUGGUCGGAGGGAGACAUCCAGAAACUGGCUGGUCUGAACCUUAUACGGGUGUUCAAGGCGGUGGAACAGAUUCGCGAUAACCUGGCCUCGGAGGGUAUGGAGCCGCUGGAGGAGGAGAUCCCGCACGAGGACAUAAUCGGUCGCGAUUACUGCCGUUAUAACAUAAAACGUCUGAUGGCGCCUUAAGCUGUCAGAAUCCUCUCGGCCAAUAAGGCAAAUGAUCGAAUGAUCGAAGAACAACGUCGGAAACAAAGAGGAAAAAGAGGACGAAAAAUAGAAAGAGAGAGAGAGAGAAGAAGGAAACACUCACUGCCCCAGGAGGGAAAAAUAAAAUUCACCCUUUACAUCUUUACCCUCCACUUCCCCUUCAAUUUUGCGAUCUCCCAAGGACGAUAUCUACUGCACAAACAUGUAUGCACACUCUUCUCUCUCUCUCUCUCUCUUUCAAUUCUUUCGAUCCUGCUCGACGUUACCAAGAUUCUCAUCUUUGUACGUAAGUAGGUAGAUAAACUCGAUUUCCGCCAGAAAUCUCAGAUCCGUGAGAUGCGAGUGUUCGCGAAAGAUAUCGAGACGGCCAGUGAAACGUUUAGUACCGUGACUGAAGGCAUCAAGCCGCGAAGAAGAAUUGCAAUUAGAUCAAUCAAACACAUUGUUAUUUCUUUAUAGAUAAACGAAGAUCUAACUUGCAAGUUUUACUUUUGUUUCUUAGCUUCUAUCGGUCGAUCUCUGUUUCGCGCGUUUCUAAAAAUAUAUUGUAUCCUAUAUGAGAAUUUUUAAUAUAUAUUUA